This is a messenger RNA of Salvia hispanica, 1053 nucleotides long. Its product is annotated as PHD finger protein ING1-like. NCBI's taxonomy places the organism in Eukaryota, Viridiplantae, Streptophyta, Magnoliopsida, Lamiales, Lamiaceae. The record is from RefSeq and is a predicted model, not a curated record.
UGUAUCUGGCGUGAUGCUUGCAACAAGCUGUUGAUCAAUUUAUUUUUUCCUUAAGCAAUGUCUAUCAGCGAGGAAUUCCAAGCUAAUAUUGAAGCCUUGCCCAAUAUAAUACAAAGGAAAUAUGCUCUGUUACGAGAUUUGGAUAAGAGCUUGCAAGAAAUUCAGAAGCAAAACGAACAGCGCUGUGAACAGGAGAUAGAUGAUAUGAAGCGUGGUAUAAAAUCCGGUAGCAUCACACCCAAUUCUUCUCUUCUCAAAUUUACAGACGAUGCUGUAGAUGAGCAAAAACAUGCCAUAAGGAUUGCCGAUGAGAAAGUAGCAUUGGCGGUUCAGGCUUAUGACUUGGUAGACACUCACAUUCAACAGCUUGAUCAAUACUUGAAGAAAUUUGAUGAGGAUCUUCGGCGUGCCGAAAGGGAUGCCAUAGCUGCAACUCCUCCAACUCAUGAUAUGAAUGUCAAAGCUGGAAGGUCUGGCGAAACUAGCAAUAGAGGGCGUAAGAAGACGCGCGUUGCAGCAGCAAAUGUAUCUGUGGCCUCAGCCUCCGGAACUGGUGCAACGACUGCAGCAAAUCCCAGCAUGGAAUUAGAUCUGCCUGUUGACCCAAACGAGCCCACGUAUUGUUUCUGCAACCAAGUGAGCUAUGGUGAAAUGGUUGCAUGUGACAAUCCCGAUUGCAAGAUAGAAUGGUUCCAUUAUGGCUGUGUUGGGCUUAAAGAACAGCCAAAAGGCAAAUGGUAUUGUUCAGAUUGUGUCGGGAGCCAAAGGCGUAGGAAAGUGAGAUAACGGACUCUGACUUGCUUCCCGAGUAAUACUUCGUAUGUUAAUAAAAACUUCCACAUUUCGAAUUUGAACUACAAAGUCAUGACUGAAUUUGCGGUGUAACGAGUGCACUUUGCUACAGAUAUAUGAAGAGUGAUGAUAUAGCGUUGUCGACUUCAUGCAAUAUAGCACCCAUUGAUAAUGUACUCUCGUUCUGCGCAAACUCUGAUAUUAUUAUCGAUGAGAAUGGAGUUAUCAAAGAUUAGAUGUAUUCAUAUUAUUUUGGAUCAA